CGUACAGUAUCCACUGUAGGCGUAUAUAAAUAAUUAAUGGUUUUGCCUCGCUGCUAAUGUUCGCGCGUGCGCUGAGUGUUGGAACGCGCAGAGCGAUGGCAUCAUCAUCAGCAACAUCAACAUCAGCAACACCAUCAGCAUCAUCAUCAACACCAUCAGCAUCAUCAUCAGCAACACCAUCAGCAUCAUCAGCAUCAUCAUCAGCAGCAGCACCAUCAUCAUCAGCACCAUCAGCAUCAUCAUCAGCACCAUCAUCAGCAGCAGCAACAUCAUCAGCAGCAACAUCAUCAGCAGCAGCAUCAGCAACAUCAUCAGCAGCAGCAGCAUCAGCAGCUGGAACUUAUUCUGCUGCUUACGUUACGUGUCCCAGUGAAGAUGUUGCCAAGACGAUAGCCAGGGCCCUUGUGCAGAUGAAGCUUGCCGCCUGUGUGAACGUGAUCCCCCGUGUGACGUCAAUUUAUUCAUGGAAGGGAAACAUAGAGGAAGAUACAGAAGUCUUAUUGAUGAUCAAGACCAGAUCUUCAAAGGUGCCACAUCUGGCUGAAUACGUCAGGUCUGCUCACCCCUACGAUGUCCCCGAAGUGAUCUCCGUUCCCAUUGAGCAGGGGAACCUGGCCUACCUCACCUGGAUCGGAGACAGUGUGCCUGAAUAGUCGCUCACCCACCCACUCACUCACCCACCCGCUCACUCACCCACCGACCCACCCACUCACACACCCACUCACUCACCAACUCACUCACCCACUCACUCACCCACUCACUCGCUCACCCACCCAC
Petromyzon marinus (sea lamprey) is the source of this 777-nucleotide messenger RNA. Lineage: Eukaryota; Metazoa; Chordata; Hyperoartia; Petromyzontiformes; Petromyzontidae. The record is from RefSeq and is a predicted model, not a curated record.